UGUCCGAGAAACCUUUGGUGUGCGGCUGUGAGAGGGAGAGGGAGAGGGAGAAAAAACUAAAGCAUACUUGCAAUGUCAGUGUGUUUAGAAGUAAAGGAGACAAAUACUGACGGGCUCGUCGACUAGUGCACUUUUUGACCAAAUUAAAAGUAAAAAAGUAUAUAUUUAUGUACAAUAUCCGAAGCAAAGGAUUACUUCAAGAAGAAAACGUAUUCAGCCGGCUGCGCUUGCUUUGAUGGCUUAUUCACGUUGGUGACACAGCGGUUUGCAGCUUUGUUUUCUAGAGUUGCUGGCAUUAUAUGAUGAGUUCCACUGGAUACUUUGCCAGAGAAAGACAAGUGAUCAAGUGUACCCACCGCCAACCCAGGCAUCUCUGAACGCCAGCCUUAACUUUCAAGGAACUGCACAAGCAAUCAUGUUGGAAAGCAAAAAUUUAUCUCAUGUUGUAUUAGUUACCUAUUUGGUUUUGGAAUUAUUGAUCCAGAAUGUUAAAGGUCUUAAUAUUUGCAUGAGUGGCAGUGCUACCUCCUGUGAAGGAUGCCUUCUCAUCCACCCAGUCUGUGCCUGGUGUGCGCAAGAGGAAUUCGGCAGUAGCAGGACAGUCACAUCAAGAUGCGACUACAGGGAAAGCCUGUUGAAGAGGGGCUGUGAGAAGCACUUUAUCCACAGUCCUGGAAGCAGCAUGGCGGUGCUCAAGAAUACGCCUUUAAGUUCCAAGGGCUCAGCUCCCACCCAGUACGAUGUUAUUCAGAUAAUGCCUCAGAAGAUUGCUCUCAGCCUGAGACCUGGUGACCAGACCUCUUUUGGGGUGCAGGUGCGGCAGGUGGAGGACUAUCCCGUGGAUCUCUACUACCUGAUGGACCUCUCCCUCUCCAUGAAGGACGACCUGGACACUAUCCGCAACUUGGGCACCAAACUGGCGGAAGAAAUGAAAAAACUCACCAGCAAUUUUCGUCUGGGCUUUGGCUCGUUCGUGGACAAAAAUAUAUCGCCGUUCUCCUACACAGCGGCAAAGUAUCGGAACAACCCCUGCAAUGGAUACAAGCUGUUCCCCAACUGCGUCCCGUCUUUUGGGUUCCGCCACCUCCUCUCCCUGACUGACAAAGUGGACCGGUUCAACGAGGAAGUGCAGAAGCAGCUGGUAUCUCGGAACAGGGAUGCUCCUGAGGGGGGGUUUGACGCCAUCCUCCAGGCCGUAGUGUGCAAGGACAAGAUUGGCUGGAGGAAGGAGGCGUUCCACUUGCUGGUCUUCACCACGGAUGACGUUCCACACCUCGCACUGGACGGCAGGCUGGGCGGAGUGGUCCAGCCACACGACGGGCAGUGUCACCUGAACGAGAAGAAUGAGUACAGCGGCUCCACAAAAAUGGAUUAUCCAUCACUUGCACUCCUGGGGGAAAAACUGGCAGAAAACAACAUCUAUCUCAUCUUCGCUGUGACAAAAAGGCUGUAUGUGAUUUACAAGAACUUUACUGCACUGAUACCAGGGACAACUGUGGAAAUUCUUGACCAGGACUCCAAGAACAUAAUACAGCUGAUCAUCAAUGCCUAUAAUAGUAUCCGUUCUAAAGUGGAGUUGACAGUCUGGGAUCACCCGGAAGACAUUAACCUGUCUUUCACAGCCACCUGUCAGGACGGACGGCCACGCCCAGGGCUCAGGAAGUGCGGGGACCUCAAAAUUGGGGACACUGUCUCUUUCAAUGUGUCUGUGGAUGCCAGGGGCUGUCCUGCUGAGGAUACCAGGCACAAGUUCACCAUCAAACCUGUCGGAUUUAAGGAUACUCUGGAGGUCACCGUCAACUACAAGUGUACCUGCGGAUGCACCAAGGAGAUGGAGAGCAACAGCACCAAGUGCAGCAGCAUCGGCACCUACCAGUGUGGCAUCUGCAGCUGUGAUCCUGGGUACCUGGGAGCCCGGUGCGAGUGCCAGGAGGGGGAGGACAGCAUGUACCAGACCAUGUGCCGGGAGGCCGAGGGGAAGCAGCUCUGCAGUGGCAGGGGGGAGUGCAGCUGCAAUCAGUGCCUCUGCUAUGAGAGCGAGUUUGGAAAGAUAUACGGGACAUUCUGUGAGUGCGACGACUUCUCCUGCGCCCGGCACAAAGGCAUUCUCUGCUCAGGUCGUGGGGAAUGCCACUGUGGAGAAUGCAAGUGUCACGCCGGCUAUAUCGGAGACAACUGUAUCUGCUCGACGGAAACAGAUACGUGUCUCUCCAAUGACGGUCAGAUCUGCAGCGGCCGGGGGAACUGUUUCUGCGGGGAAUGCCAGUGCAGCGAGCCGGGAGCUUUCGGGGACACCUGCGAAAAAUGCCCUACCUGCCCUGAUGCCUGUGGCACAAAGAGGGAGUGCAUUGAGUGCAGGCUGUUUAACUCAGGAAGGCUUGCCAACAACCAGACCUGUGACAGACUCUGCACGGAUGAGAUCAUCACAGUGGACACACUCAAUACAGAUGACCAGAAUGCAGUUCUGUGUCUGUAUAAAACUGAGAACGAUUGUGUGAUGAAGUUUACGUACUCAGAACACGCCAGUGGCCAGUCAGUCCUCGCUGCACUCAAAGAGCCUGAGUGUGGCACUCCUCCGGACGCGCUCACGGUGCUCCUGGCCGUCGUCGGCAGCAUCCUGCUGGUCGGCAUCGUGCUGCUGGCGAUUUGGAAGCUCAUCAUCACUGUCCACGAUAGACGGGAAUUUGCCAGGUUCCAGAGCGCCCGUUCCAGAGCCAGAUACGAGAUGGCUUCCAAUCCCCUGUACAAGCAGCCCAUCUCUAGCCAUGCUGUGGAGACUGUGUUUAACAUGCAGAACAAGUUGUACAAUGGCACGGUCCACUGAUCUGCUGAAGGAAUCAAGGUGUACCACAGUGAGGACCAGAGUGGUGCAGACAGUGACCCAGAUGCAAUAUUGACUGGAAGAUGUAUUCAUCUGUGAGGGGAAUAAGAUAGCAAAACUACAGUCUUUGAUGUCUAAGGAGUUAGAACGUGAUGGCAUUUUUGUAAAUGUCCAGUGGUGCGCGCUGUGCAGUUGAGGAUGUAAAGCCAAACUGACCGACUUGCUUAUAUUUUUUAUUACUUAAUCAGGAGAGGAACAUAUUUAACCCUUUAUUUGCUGUGCCGUAUUGUAGAAUUCUGGUGUAGUCAGGGAUACAAAAAAAAAGGGUUGCAGGAGUUGAACUUUUCGGACAGUGCAGUCACUGAAACAACACAUACUUUUGCAUGGUGCAUGGGGGGGGGGUGUGGAACACAAGGCUUUCUGGAAGUGUUUUGUAUACAUUUUACUUGUUUGUUGGACUUGAAAAGAAUUACAUGCAUAAUUAUCUUGUUACAGUAACUUUCCCAUUCUGCAUAAACUAUGUUAAAUGACUUCUGAACAUUAUUAUCAAUGAUACAGAUUUUGCUACAAACAACAGGAUGUUGUUUAUAUACAUUAUACAUUAUAUUUUAACUUUGGGAAUGCAUUCCCAUGCAACAGCAACAGGACUGUGCAUUUUUCUAUAAUCUCAAACAAUUGUAUACCUAUUUUUAUGCAUUGAUAACUCUAAUAAUGCUGAUGACAGCAACGUUUCGGUACUAAUGUAAAAUAUGUUUGUUCUUUUAUGUUUUGCACACUAGAAAUAUUUGCUAUUUGCCAUGUAUAAUUGGCUUGGGUUUUACAUUGCAAUUGGAGUAUGAUUACCUUUGCACUAUGAUGUUGCCUUGUUUCAAUUUGGUAAUUGUCUUACCGUGUAGUGUUUGUAACUCUGAGUGCAAAAGCAAUCUAGGUUACCGGUGUACUCUGAAGGUGAAGGCUGGCCUUUCCUGAUUGUUUUACUUAAAGGUGUUAGAGCUUUAGUUUCUUAGACUAAAUCUUCCCCCUAUUCCCCUCACUACCCAAGAUAAUAAAAUGCAGUAGAUAGCAGAUAUCUGGAGCUGAGUCACUUAUUAAAUAAAAUUUGGAAGGACCUUGUAUCUACAAUGCCACAUUGGUGUCUCAUUACAAAUGUACAAUCAGAAACACAUGACCCUUCUGAUUUCAAAAAGCUGUUACAUUCUUGUUACACUAGUCUAUUCCAUUUCUUGAGGUAAAUCAUUGGAACAUACUGUAUAUAGAUCAUUUUAUAACUUCAGAUGAAACUCCACUUUUCAAUGCUGUAGAACCAUUCAUUAUCCAAUUUAAAUAUGUUAAUAAAUGAUCCCUAAGGGAUAAGGUUCUGCUUAAGCUUCAGUCGUGAACUUUCCAAUCCAGGACGUUUACUGACCCCACUCUUUCCAGGUUCAGCUUGAUUUUCUGACGGUUCUGUUUUAACCAGAUCUCGCCACGAUUCCAUCAUUAAGAGUUUUGGACAAACUUUUUUUAGACUUACACAGAUGUCCUCCUGCAGGCACUUUCCACCCACCCUCUGGUGAGGUGUGGUAUACGUGCCAAGCAAUGUCACUUUCUCGCAUGCCUAGACUCCUCUGGGACUGGCAAGCCAAGUAGCGUCGACCAUGGAGAUGGGGUGCAGGCAUGGCUAUAAAAACACUUUUUAAUUCAUCAUGGUCGUCAGUUAGAUUUUAGCCCCAAAUCAUAAACCCAAAAGAUGUCAGUCCCGCCAAGAAGCUUGGGACUGAAUGCCAUUACAGUGACUUGACUGUGUCUCAGGGUUUACAGGCAUAUAUUGCAAAGAAGCUUCUUGGAGGUAGGACUGAGCAAUUAACUGCAUGAAUCCAUAUAUGUUUUAUUUUUUUUUCCUUUAAUGUGCAUGCCGUCUGUUUAGGUUGUAUAUUGUUAUACUUGCAAACUAAAUUUGACCCUGAAUUUAUUUAAACAAUACAACAUGUCGAACCAGA
This is a messenger RNA of Polyodon spathula (Mississippi paddlefish), 4797 nucleotides long. Its product is annotated as integrin beta-5-like. Gene Ontology annotation, cellular component: cell surface; integrin complex; focal adhesion. The coding region runs from base 416 to 2824 and encodes 802 amino acids. NCBI's taxonomy places the organism in Eukaryota, Metazoa, Chordata, Actinopteri, Acipenseriformes, Polyodontidae. The record is from RefSeq and is a predicted model, not a curated record. Gene Ontology annotation, molecular function: integrin binding. The transcript has 15 exons. Gene Ontology annotation, biological process: cell migration; cell-matrix adhesion; cell adhesion mediated by integrin.